Aspergillus costaricaensis CBS 115574 is the source of this 608-nucleotide messenger RNA. RefSeq lists its product as uncharacterized. The transcript has a single exon. Bases 239 to 553 code for a protein of 104 amino acids. Lineage: Eukaryota; Fungi; Ascomycota; Eurotiomycetes; Eurotiales; Aspergillaceae. The record is from RefSeq and is a predicted model, not a curated record.
UGCUCAUGAUCACUAGCUAAGAGUCAUCAAUGAGUGGGAUCUAGGCGACACAAAUGCCUCACUCGGAGUAUAAUUUGGACAAGUAGGAUAAGUUGAUUCAUUGACUUUGCCGUACGGACUUCGGUCCGCGCUUCUCUGACCGCCAGUGUAUAGACUGAAACAGCCGAGUCGGAGAGCACAAUUCGAACGUCGUGGCUUGUCUCGCAUUGCCGAACUGCACGGAAAACACUAAUGCAAGAUGAUAUGCCGUGAUUGGCGGCAUGUGGUCAGCCCAUUAUUGAGGGACACAACUUCUCCUCACCUUUUUUUCUGCCAGCCGAUCUUCAUCGGCGAUGAGACCGUCUUGUUUCGGGAAACAAACUCGGAGCGAAGACCGAUAUCUCCGAAGAAUUUCAAUCCCGCAUUUUCUGGCUUACGAAUAAGCAAGCGCCUUGAAGGUCUCGAAUUAAGCAUCCUUCUUAUUGCUGUUAAUAGUUUUUGGUGGGUCAGUUCAGCGUGCAGUAAGCCCUGCUAUCGCUAUGUUCUCUGUCGCCAGUUACACUGUUCGUUCUAGGAGGAUCGGGCUCAAGAUGGACGGACCGUUCCUUGACCUGUCAAGCCUGGACAAU